This is a messenger RNA of Effrenium voratum, 1707 nucleotides long. The record is from the annotation of a GenBank genome assembly. NCBI's taxonomy places the organism in Eukaryota, Dinophyceae, Suessiales, Symbiodiniaceae.
AUGAUCGGUCGCCGCCUCUUCCUCGCCUCCACGGCCGCCUUGUAUGCCGCAGCUCCCAGCCUCGCCAAGGCAUUUACCUCCUCAAUAGGUGGGACUAGGGAAUACACACUCUCGAUUGGAGAGAUUGGCGUGAACUUCACCGGUUCACCAUCGCGCGCACUGGCGGUGAAUGGCCAAAUACCCGGGCCAGCUCUCCGGUUCGUGGAUGGUGAGGACGUCGUGAUCCAUGUCACCAACAAUCUGGAUGUCAUGUCCUCUAUUCACUGGCACGGACUGCUGGUUCCACCCGAGAUGGACGGCGUGCCGGGCAUCAGCUUUGAUGGCAUCCCACCCGGCGAAACGUUCACCUAUCGCUUUCCCAUCCGGCAGGCUGGCACCUAUUGGUACCACUCCCAUUCUGCUUAUCAGGAACAGCAGGGCGUCUAUGGUCCGCUCAUCAUCGAACCGCGUAAGGCCGAUCCAGCACCCUUUGACCGCGAGCACACAAUUAUCCUAUCCGACUGGCUCGACACAGAUCCUGCCGAUGUGCACGCCAACCUCAAAUCGAUGAGCGAUUAUUACAAUUACGCGCAGCGCACACUGGGUGACUUUUUGGACUUUGCUUCUGACGAAGGUCUGAACCUUGCCACCAACGAACGGCUCGCCUGGGGAAAUAUGCGUAUGACGCCCACCGACCUGUCAGAUGUGAGUGGCUAUACAUUCCUGAUGAAUGGACAGACCAAUGACCGACCUUGGUUUGGCGAAAUUAGUCCCGGCGAACGCGUGCGGCUUCGCUUCAUCAAUGCGGGCGCCAUGAGCUAUUUCGACAUUCGGAUUCCCGGUCCCAGAAUGACCGUCGUUGAGGCAGACGGUCAGGCGGUCCGACCUGUCCCUGUGGACGAGUUUCGCAUUGCGGUCGCUGAAACCUAUGACGUGAUUGUCGAACCGCAGGACGAUAAGGCCUACCAAAUCAUAGCCGAAGCGCUCGACCGGUCUGGUUUUUCCAUUGGUCAACUAGGCGGGCUUCAAGGAGCACCGAUGAUCCUUCCCUCCCCCCGUCCACGCAGUUUUUUGUCCAUGGACGAUAUGGGAGGCGAUCAUGGAAAUAUGAACCAUGGAGGCAUGCCUGCAGAAAUUCAGAUAGACCACGCUGCUAUGGGCCAUUCGAUGCCUAUGGCAACAGAGAUGGACCACGCCGCCAUGGGUCACGCGAGCCCCAUGGAAAUGGCCGCGCCAGCCAUCACCCGUGACAAUGAACAUGUGCCACCGGUCGAUGCGCCGGGGGGUGCUCGGGUAUUGACCUAUCAGGACCUUGUGGCGCUGGAACCGAAUGAUGACCUGCGGGUGCCAGACAAAGAACUCACCAUGACCCUUGGCGGAAAUAUGGAGCGCUAUAUCUGGACGCUCAACGGCGACAAGUUUUCUGAAGCAACACCCAUCUAUCUGGACUAUGGCCAGCGGGUUCGCAUCACCUAUGUGAACGAAACGAUGAUGAAUCAUCCCAUGCAUCUUCACGGCAUGUUCGUAGAGCUGGAAAAUGGGCAGCCGCCAGAGACACGCCCCCGCAAGCAUAUUGUCAAUGUAGGCCCCGGGCGGCGCUACUCCGUCACAUUUACGGCGGACGAAGCCGGUGAGUGGGCCUUCCAUUGCCACCUGCUCUACCACAUGGCAUCGGGCAUGAUGUCGAAGGUGGUGGUGUCUCGGGUGAAUGCGGAGCUCAGCCAAUGA